Molecule: messenger RNA, 1305 nt
Organism: Arachis stenosperma
Lineage: Eukaryota; Viridiplantae; Streptophyta; Magnoliopsida; Fabales; Fabaceae
Exons: 2
Coding region: 1-1305 (434 amino acids)
Source: RefSeq, a predicted model, not a curated record
AUGGAUGGGGAGGAUAGUUUUGUGGCUCUGGUCCAUUGCUCUGGAAAAAUUCAAAAGAGCAAACGCCACGGUGUGAAAUUCACAAAUAGAGAACCGGUUAGUAUUUUUAUUCGAUCUUCAAGUACAUUGGCAGAGAUUAAGCUCAGCAUACUACAGAAGCUCGGUACCUGUGGUACGAAGCAGGUUAAAAAGUUGUUUUACAAGAUUCUCAUUACUGUUGUGUCAACCGGCGUGCGGUUUGAGACCUUUGUGAUUGGGUCGGAUGAAGACCUGCAGGUCUUGUUUCACUGCAGGCGUAGUUUUCCAGAGGUGAGGAUACCUGAGAUGUUUGCGAAGUUGGAAGAUCGUGUGGAUAGCUCUGGGGCAUCAGCACCGGGUCCUCAGUCGACCACACGGGGCGGUGCAUCGACAUCACUACCUGUGGUAGCAGCGGUAGUUCUACCUCCCGAGCCAGAACGUGCUGAGGUUGAGUUUGAGGUUGGACCGGAUCGAGUUGAGAAUGCGUUUUGUGAUGAUGAUUCCGAUGAGGAGCCGCUCGAUAUUGGUGGGGACAGUGAAGAUGAUAUACCAAUAGGUGCAGCCCAUGGAGGUUCCGGUUCUGCAACACAAGAGUACCCUCCGCACCUGUCGUCUUUGAACUUGGAGGCCAUCGGUCAACACCAGAAUGUUGAGGCAACAUUCGAUGGACAGGGUAUGCAUGAUGGGAGAGGUUUGACUGAAUUUCAGAUUGGCCAAUCGUUCCAGAGUAAGGAGGAAGCUGUGUUGAGCGUGAAAGAUUACAGCAUUCGGCGUGGAGUUGAGUACAGGGUUAUGGAGUCAGACAGUCUAAAAUACCAAGGGAGAUGCAAGGAGUUCGGUAACGGAUGCACGUGGUUGAUCCGGAUAGUCAUGCGAAAAAGGAAGAGCACAUGGGAAGUUAGGAGAGCUGAUGCGUCGGUAUCGAUUAAGGUGUUGCAAGAGGCAACAGAGGCAACAUAUGGUUUCAAGCCAAGUUAUCGGAAGGUAUGGUUGGCAAAGCAGAAGGCAGUAGCACAGAUCUACGGCGAUUGGGAGGAGUCAUAUGCGGAUCUGCCCCGCUGGAUCCUUGGAGUCACGUUAACCAUGGACGGUUCCGUUGCUCUGCUGAAGACCUCCCCGGUUAGAGUGGGUGACCAGGUUGAUGAAGAAAGAGUCUACUUUCAUCGCAUGUUUUGGACAUUCCCUCCAUGUGUUGAGGCAUUCCGCCACUGUAAGCCACUCGUCAGCAUCGAUGGGACACACUUGUAUGGUAAGUAUGGAGGGACGUUGUUGUUGGCGAUUGCUUAG